UUUUGUGUUACACCGUUCGCCCUGACGUGAGUCUGUGGUUCUGCGUGUUUCACGACAGAUUUUGCUUCAACAUAAAUGUAGUUUUUGUUGUUUACCUUAAUUUAUUUGCUCGUGCGGACGCAGAAAACGUCUGCCUGCUGCUGGAAAUGAAGUUCACAGGUUGCACUAAACAUUAUGUAACUGUUUAGGACUUUUAUUUUUUAAGCGCCACUCGAGGAGCGAACACCUGCUGCGCACGGACUCCUCGCUGCCACUGCACGGCGUGAAGCGUGCGGACAUCGAUCACGGUCAUGAUAAUGAAAGCUGGGAAUGGGAUCUGAGCAGCCGCGACCGGAGUCGAGUUAACAGCUGCUUUUAUUCCUGCGCUGAAGAUGGAGUCGGAGAUGAAGUGUGUGCGGCUGCUUUUUGUUUUUGUGCUUUCAGCCGUCUGUGUGCGGGGCACCUUCGUGGAGCCCCUUCAGCCCGAAACCUCCCAGCGCUCCCUGGCGGAGAGCCAGACCCGGCUCCCCUGUCGCUACCGGGUGGAGGAGGGGGAGAAGGUGGUGCAGGUCAGCUGGUACAAGGAGCUCCCAGACGGCAGCAAGGACCAGAUCAUCACCGCCCACUUCGAGGACGGCCACACAGAGUUCGGGCGGUACUCGGGCCGGGUGAAGUUCGAGAGCGGCAGCCCGACAGACGACUCGGCGCUGCUCAUCCCCAGCACGGAGGUGUCGGACGAGGGCGUCUACGCCUGCCACAUCUCCACCUUCCCAAACGGGAACUUCGAGAGGCGCAUCACGCUCACCGUGUGGAUUUUGCCCAUCUCCUCCGUGGAGCUCGUGACCCUGGAGGAGGGCCAGACGUUCCGCGUGGUCGCCAGCUGCCGGGCCGUGGGCCGCCCGCUUCCCAGUCUCACCUGGGACACGGAGCUGCCGGGCCAGUCCCAGGACCGGGUCAACGAGGGGGUCUCCGUGUCCAGCUACUACUCCCUGCACCCUCUGCGCGGCAUGAACGGGAAGAAGCUGGACUGCCUGGUGUGGCACCCGGGUCUGAAGGAGCCCCGGAGGAUCCCCAACCGCCUGGAGGUCCAGUACCCCCCCGACGCCACCAUCAUCUCCACCCCUUCAGGAGACUUCCACGUGGGCUUGGAGAAGGUUGAGCUGGCGUGUAACAGCGGCGGACACCCCAAGCCUCCCAACGUCACCUGGACAUGGAGGGGAGGAGCGCUGCCCGACGGGGUCUCCGUGGUUGGAGAAAAGCUGCUUUUUGGGCGUCCAAUCCGCAUGAAUGACAGCGGGGUCUACGAGUGUGUGGUGAAGAACAGCGUGGGAGUAGGAAAAUCAGACUUCACACUGACCGUAACAGAGAAAUCUCAACGCAUAGAGCCCGAUCCUCGGCUGCUGAUCAUCAUCGGCGCCUCAGCUGCAGCUGUGGUUCUGAUCCUGGUCGUCGUGGUUCUGCUGGUCAACCGUCACCACAGGCGGAAGAACAAAAGGCUUCAGCGGGAGCUCAGCGAAAAAGACCAAGAACUCUCUCUCUCCAGACAGGCCUCCUUCAGGAGGCUGAACUCCGUCAGCUCCGACCCCAGAGUGCUGGGGGACGAUUACGCCCUGCUCCGAGUAGACAGCAGAAUCAAGCACAGCCAAAUGUCUCUGGAGCGAAACAUCUACAGAGGCAGCCAGUCCACCCUGGGGGGGAAGUGGGCACACGCUGGGGUGGUGGAGGUGGACGAACUGGGACGCCCCGUCGUCUGGCACGAAGACGUGGAAAGCAUGAGAGGGGAGGAGCUGGACAGAGAGCGAGAGGAGCGAAAGAAGAGGAGCGAGUCGUACAUGAAGUCCAGCAACAUGUCACUGAUCUUUCACACAACAGAAGGACAUUUGAAGCCUGACUUCCUGUGCGUCUUUCAGGACUCGGGCCUUCCUUCGUCCCUGAUGAAGGCGCAGCAGGACGAAGCCGUUGGGUCCAGAGAGCAAGAUGAGGUCCACCAAAGGAAGGAGGACUCCCCACCGGCGGAGGACUGGGACCCCACCCAGACAGCGGAGGACAGACACGAGGCCGACGACUGCAGCAACAGCUCCUACCAGAUCUCUGAGGCGCUCACCAACCACUUCUACUUGCGUAACGGGCUCCUGAGGCCCAAGCCACACUCCAAUGCCAUUCUGCUGCACCCCAAGUCACAGCUGAUCUAACGCAGCCACCUCCUUCCUCAACAUGUGAAGAACGCCCAUCUGCAGUCCUGCACUGACGGCGACCUUGUGCUACCUGAAUACACCUCGUGUCUUUAUUCUAACUCUGCAGAAACAGAAGCUGGUUUUCAAUUGUAGUUUCUCAGCCUUUAUGCGAUGGAGAGACAGUAGAAAAUGAGAUGCAUUAUGAGACACUGGACACUGAUCCACACUUGGAUACUGUACAAUUAUUUUGGAUUUGCCUUCCACAUUGUCCACUUUAAUAUACAAGGACUCAAGGUUCCCAUCACUCAAUGUUUACUGUGUUUGCAUCCACUGCUUCUAGUGAAUUAUAGCUGUCUUUCACAUCAACCGAUUGAGGCAGCUCACAGUGGACGAAAACAGUCUUUUUUUGUUCUGACCAAGUUGGAGGCAACCGUGACUUAUAUUCUUAGUUUGGAUGCACUUGUUUGUAUUGUACAUAAGAAGUUUGCAUAUUUGUAUAUGUUUGUAUUAUAUGUGACAUCAAAUAGUACUUUAUGCUCAUGUAAAAACAGCUGCAACUACAAAGGUAAAAAAAAAAGCUGUAACUGUGAGGAAUGAAAACAAAUGUGAGUCAUAAAACAUACUUUAAACCACUGCAGAGCAAUGAACGGUAAAACCACACUACACGGUUAGCAUGUGUUCAUGUUGUCUUAAAACCAUGCACAUUGUUUUUGUCAAACAAAAAAAAACAUAAAUAUUAAAAUGUUUGUUCAUAAAAGUACAGCAUAUGCAACUUGAAAGCAAAGUCUUUGUUUUUAUUGUAACCAUGAACAGUUAGGGUUGUUUUACAGCAGCUGCUACAUCGAUAACGAUGACUUAAGUUUGCUCCAGCGUCCCAUCCUUGUUGAUGAUGUGAUGAUUGGAAUACCUGAGAUUGGGAAUACAUGAUGGAAAAUAGAGAUGUGGGUACCUGUUUGGAUGAUGGCUGUAGAUCACCACUGUAUCGCAGCAAACAUCUGUAUUAAAGAUUAUUUGGUAAGUAAAGUGA
Molecule: messenger RNA, 3180 nt
Organism: Betta splendens (Siamese fighting fish)
Lineage: Eukaryota; Metazoa; Chordata; Actinopteri; Anabantiformes; Osphronemidae
Product: nectin-4-like
Exons: 11
Coding region: 372-2171 (599 amino acids)
Biological process (GO): homophilic cell-cell adhesion; heterophilic cell-cell adhesion
Cellular component (GO): adherens junction
Source: RefSeq, a predicted model, not a curated record